CAUAAUUACAAGGAACUCGUACUGGCGCGGGAGUUCAAUCAGCUGAAGGAAAGGUCUUUAUCCUCGAAGCUGGUUUAGUUAAAUACAUUCUUUACCAUUAAAUGAACUUUAUUAACGUACUCGCACAGAAAUGGCUCUUGCAAAAGACGUUGAUCUACCGCCGAGUCUGGUUUGUUUGAAAAAUAUGGACACUUUGCUCCGAUGCCCAAUUUGCUUUGACUUCUUGAGCAUUUCCAUGAUGUCGCAAUGUUCCCACAAUUAUUGUUCCCUCUGCAUACGGAAAUUUCUUUCCUACAAACUGCAAUGCCCUGUUUGUAAAUUACCAAUGACAGAACAUGAUCUGAGGAACAAUAGAAUUCUUGAUGACCUGGUGAAGAGCUUCCAAGAUGCAAGAAAGCAGUUGUCCCAGGUCCAAUUCGACUCGCCCCCCAUUUCGCCCAAGACUCCCUCCUCAGCUGUCAAGCGCAAAGCUCCAGCAACGCCGGCGCAGCAGAGGGGCCCCAAAAAGGACGGCUCUGUCCUCUCGCACUUUUUCCAGAAGCAGCCCUGCGCCGCGUCGAGCUCGGCCUCUGAGCCCGGAGGGGAGCACGAGGCGCCAGCUCCCCGUGGCAAACGGGCGCGCACCUCCGCUCUCCGCACCGCCGGGCUCACGGUGAAGCAGGAGCCUGUGGAGGAAGAGGUGCCUCGGGCCAGUCCGAGGGAGCAGGCCGCGCAACACGCCAGCACAUCCACCAAGUUCCAGGUGAAGGAGGAGAAGACGAACUGUGAGCUCAGCUCUCCGUCCACCUCCAUGGACCUCACGCCAGUGGUCAAAGUGGAGUGUCCGGUGUGUGAGGUUCCUGUCUCUCAGCAGCACAUUAACAAGCACCUGGACACCUGUCUCAGGAGCGAGGAGAAGAAGGAUUCCCUGCGAAGCUCUGGGCGACGGAAGCCCAUGGCCAAAGUGGUGUAUAAUUUGCUGUCUCUGGUGGAACUGAGGAGGAGACUGCGCGAGUGCCACCUGCCCACACAGGGCACUAAGGAGCAGCUGAUCAGGCGCCACCAGGAGUUUCUGCACAUCUACAACGCCGAGUGUGACGCCCAGGAGCCCCGCUCUGCUGAAGUCAUUGCAAAGGAGGUGGAGAUGAAUGAGAGGAUGAGGCUGCAGUUGGACAAGACAAAUAAAACGACUGGUUUGGUUUUCAGAAAGGAUCAAACUGAAGAGGAGAUUGAGGCAGUGCACUCCAACUACCGGAAGCAGCACAGCAGCGAGUUCUCCCGUCUGGUGGCUCAGGUCAAAGGGCGAAUGGAGACGUCCAAGAGGGCUCGGCAGAUCAAGCAGGAGAAGGAGGCAGCCAGUGAGGAAACGAGCCGUGAAGCAAACCUGACAGAAGCAGUGGAGCAAAGCCCUACUCAUCAAGGGACUGUGGCGGCCAGAGAGAAGCCAGCCCCAGACACAAAUCCCUCCCUGACAGAGAUCAGAUCAAGGUCACCUAGCCCAUCCCCAAGUGAGGUGUCCAUAAGCAGCUCAGUUUCAGAUGUAUUCAGCUGACAACAGGACAGGAUGGAUUGAGACCAGGAAAACCCUCAGGGUUCAACUCUGGAUCGUCUUCCCAGAUGAGAUGAAAGUGUGGAGAAGUUAAAGGAUCACGCAGAUAACAUAAGAACUCUUCACGUCCAGCUUUGUAUUUUAUAUUGUUUUUUUUUCUCUUCUCUUUCCAUUGUAAAUGUACAUUCUUAAGUGUUUUUUAAUAAACCUUUAAUUAUUUUCCAAGAA
Molecule: messenger RNA, 1756 nt
Organism: Alosa sapidissima (American shad)
Lineage: Eukaryota; Metazoa; Chordata; Actinopteri; Clupeiformes; Clupeidae
Gene: rad18
Product: RAD18 E3 ubiquitin protein ligase
Exons: 13
Coding region: 131-1531 (466 amino acids)
Biological process (GO): protein monoubiquitination; DNA damage tolerance
Cellular component (GO): nucleus; Rad6-Rad18 complex
Molecular function (GO): ubiquitin protein ligase activity; single-stranded DNA binding
Source: RefSeq, a predicted model, not a curated record